Molecule: messenger RNA, 734 nt
Organism: Musca domestica (house fly)
Lineage: Eukaryota; Metazoa; Arthropoda; Insecta; Diptera; Muscidae
Exons: 2
Coding region: 174-614 (146 amino acids)
Source: RefSeq, a predicted model, not a curated record
GCGCAACCAUUGGUGCAUUCGUACCGGAUUACGAACGAGCUGUUGGUAAAAGAAGUAAUCGUUUUCUUCUUUUUUCUUCUAAUUGCAAAGCAUAACAUCAUCAUCACCAUCUAUACAGUCCACCACAUCAUCUCCUAAACAUCAUCACCGUGUUUCUAUCAAAAACAAUCAGUAUGUCGGUGAAAAUCUAUUCGGAAGAAGAACAUUUGAAUGUUGAUGACGGUAUUGACUACAAUGAACCUCGGCCCACCGAUCCCCAAGCUGGAAUGUCGUCAGCUGCAGUGGAAGCAGCCCUUGCUGAGCCGAUCGCGGCUGUAAAAAUAUCAGAACAUGGGUCCGAAUCCGAUAAAGCGGAUUCAUCUGCGGCCCUCGCUGAACCGAUGCAAACCGAGUCCGAAUCCAUAUCAACGGAUUCAUCUGCGGCUCCGGUCCUUGAUUCAUCCCCCCAAAAUGUUACAUUACAAACCGAGUCCGGAUCUUCGGGUCCAUCUGCGGCUCCGGUUGCCACACCUCAUUUGGAGGAGUCGGAAAAUAAUUUAAGGUCCGAAACCCAUAAGGUUUCAUCUGCGGCCUCACAUAAAUGUCGCCUUUGUGAAAUGUCGGCUGACCGUUAGUUCGAUCUAUGACCGGAGUCAGUCCAUUUCAAUUGUGGCUGUGGUAACCAAUUUGGACCAUGCGCUUACGCCUACAGCGGUAAUCCCCGAGCGCAUUCGUGACUCAUUUUUAGGUCUUUC